AUGAACAAGCAGCCUCACGUGCACAGUUCCACGCCUGCUAAUGCACCCGAAGCUCGCCCUGAACGUCGCAAGGGAGAAGACCGCAAGACUCACGUGCGCUCUCGCUCCCCCGGAAAAAGCAGCGCGAAAGCGGCUCUGCCCCCCGCGCUCCCUCGGAAAGAGCAUCCCCGCCACGCUGCCCCAACCGCGCCGCGAUUUCCCCGGCGAGCGCCCACCUCUUCCGCCUCUCCACCACGGCGCCCCCGCCACCAGCUUUGCCCCCGCCCUCUUCAGCGCCGCGGCAGGCAGGCCCCGCCCUCCGACUAUACAAGGGAGGGCGUCAUGAAGGGAGGCGUGGCCACGCCCCCUUUGUUGCACAUUGAGUUGCCGCCAAACCCUCUUCUCCGCUUUCUGGUUUGGGUCGGGCUACCACCAGCGGCAGGGGGCGCGCUGGAUGAUGGAGGGGAGCAUGUUGGUCGCAAAGGGCCAGGUGGAUUUGGCUAUGUCGAAGCCGCAAGAAUCCCAGAAUCCCAGUUGACACUGAAAAAUGAUCUGGAGCUCAUCAGAGCUCAGCUCCAUGCCCAAACCAAGGCUUUUCAAGCACUGAGCCACUCAAUUACUCUGUUAGAGCAAGAGAGCAACCACCAGCAGGGCAGGAUCAAUGAAUUGGAAGAGGAAGUAGAAUUUGCUGCCCGCUUAUCCCAUGGGGAGAUGUUUGAUGGGCUAAUACAGAAAAAAAUCCAAGAACUUUGGAGAUCCAUGACCACAGAGGUAGAAGGGCUUCAGGGUUCCAUGAUCCAGAAGCAAAGUUCAGUGGAGAAUCUGGCUCAAGAUGUCCUUGAGAGCAAAAAAUUCCUUUGGGAAGAGUUGGAAUCAGUUCAGGGUGAACUGCGGCACAUCCAACAGAAACUAAAGGACCAGGAGGUUGAUAUCACUAGAAACCUUGUCAGCAUUAAGAAAAUGCAAGAGAAUCAAAUGAAGUGCACCAAGUUCCUGUGCCAACUGAGGGGCAAAAUCCCAGAGGAUGCCUUAGAAGCAGUGGAUAAUAAAGCAGGGACUGAAGAGCUGAAUGAAAUCUGGUCAGCUGUCAACACUUUACGCAACUCCAUUGUCAACAACAGCAUCCGGAGUGACAAGAGAAAUUCUUCAAGAAUGAAAGAUCGAGGGAGCCGACAUCACCGAAAAACUAACUCACCUGGCUCCAAUUUCUCUGAUUCUGCCCUCUAUCAGCACCGCCGCAGCAGCUCAGAGCACAGUUCCUAG
Molecule: messenger RNA, 1242 nt
Organism: Python bivittatus (Burmese python)
Lineage: Eukaryota; Metazoa; Chordata; Lepidosauria; Squamata; Pythonidae
Source: RefSeq, a predicted model, not a curated record